Molecule: messenger RNA, 667 nt
Organism: Galdieria sulphuraria
Lineage: Eukaryota; Rhodophyta; Bangiophyceae; Galdieriales; Galdieriaceae
Product: [pt] photosystem I subunit III
Exons: 1
Coding region: 26-595 (189 amino acids)
Biological process (GO): photosynthesis
Cellular component (GO): photosystem I; photosystem I reaction center
Source: RefSeq, a predicted model, not a curated record
AUUAGAGUCUAAUUUAGGUGGAGAAAUGAUGAAAAUUAAUAGAUUUAUUUUAUAUGUAAUUUUAUUUUCUAGUAUUUUGUCAUUUAGUACUAAUAAUUUAGUACAAGCAGAAUUCAAUAAUUUAAUCCCUUGUAAAGAAUCAAAGAUAUUUAAUAAACGUUUAGAGUCAACAAUAAAAAAAUUAGAAAAUAAGCUAAGUAAAUAUGAAGUAGGCAGUAGUUCUUAUUUAGCAAUAAAAAAUACAAUUAAUAAAACUAAUAAUAGAUUUCAUAAAUAUAUGGAAUCAGGGGUAUUAUGCGGCAAAGAUGGGCUUCCACAUUUAAUAGCUGAUGGAAGAUGGAGUCAUGCUGGAGAAUUUGUUAUACCAAGUUUACUUUUUAUAUAUAUAAGUGGAUGGAUUGGUUGGGUUGGUAGAGGAUAUUUAUCUGCUAUAAAAAAUACGAACAAAGCUAUAGAAAAUGAAAUUAUAAUCGAUGUACCGUUAGCCCUUAAAUUUAUGAGUUCUGGAUUUAUUUGGCCAUUGUCCGCUCUCAGAGAAUAUACUAAGGGAGACCUAUUAAUGAAGGAUAGUGAAGUUACAAUUUCUCCUAGAUGAAUACAAGAACAAUAAAAAUAGUAAUAAAUAAAAUAGUGAUAAAUAAAUAUGAAUAAAGAUUUACUUAAGUAU